Messenger RNA from Pseudo-nitzschia multistriata, 2461 nucleotides. The record is from the annotation of a GenBank genome assembly. Lineage: Eukaryota; Bacillariophyta; Bacillariophyceae; Bacillariales; Bacillariaceae.
AAUGAUUUACGAGAGUGGAGUAGUCAACGCCGACCCGAAGUAGGAGACUCAAUAUAUAACAACAUAUCAUGCCCCCAAAGAAAAAAGCAACCGCAGCAGCAGCGGCUGCCGCAGACACCUCAACUUCCGGUGGACCGGCCUCUAAAAAGCAACGGCGAGGUGCCUCCUCUUCCGGUGCGAAUGCUUCCCAACCCAAGACCGAGGCAACCGCUUCCCUAGCGAGCCCUUCGGUAAAGACCAGCCAAAAAGAUUCAAAGGCUGUGAACUCUGCUACAAAGAAAAGCGGAAGCAACCGGGCGGACCCUGGAGCGAUGAGUCCUGCCUCCACACCGGCUCCCUCUUCGAGCACCAAGAGCCACAAACAGAUCAAGCUCACCCCCGGCUCGGGGUCCGGCUCAGCGAUGGACAACCAUCCCUAUGCCCGCGGAUCCGUGAUCGAGGUCUUGCACGGAGUCAAGGAUGGCAACCACGGCGGCGAUUCGUUCGAGGAAGAAAAGAAGGACUGCGACGACGACAAUUUCGACGAGUGGUGGGAUAGGGAUUCGGACGACGAGGAGCUCGAAAACGAGGGCGAUGAUUCCAUUAACGGCGAGGGUGAUGAGAAGAAGUCUACCGAGCACGACAAUGUCGUCGAUGAGAACACCAAGGAGAAAAAGAACAAAAGCGGGGAGGGGGUGAUCUCGGUCCGUCUCUGCGACAUUAUUGACCGAGUAGCGGUAGAUAGCACCGAUGGCGAGAGCAAGAAACCACCGGACGGCACCGCGAUCUGGCGCUAUUACGUCCACUAUCGCGAUUUCAAUCGACGAAUGGACGAAUGGAUCUCGAUGGACAGGAUCGUGUCGCCACCGAGCAUCGGAAACGCCAAGGCGAGGGCCAUCAAGCGUGAAGAAGAGAAAAAGAAGCGGAUGCUGCAGCGCGAGAAAGAAAAGGAGGAGAAGCGGAGGGCCGCGCUGGAAGCCCGAUCGGUCGAUGUCACGGCUCCCAGGGCCAGCCGUCGGCGAGCAACCGCACCGGGUGGUGCCGGGUCCGCGGCGUCUCAGAGCAAUAGCGGGAGCACCGGACACGCCGAUGCAAGCGCGGGUGGCAGUGGGGGAGCGGCAGGGGACUCGGGGGGAACCUCGGGAGCCGGGGAUGGUGCCAACCACGGUUCUUCGGAACAGGAGGGAACGAGACGGGGAACACGACUGCGGCGGAAAACCUCCGUGGUGGGAGGAGACGCCGACGACACGGCGGGGCGCAAUGACGGUGAUAAAUCCAAACCCAGCCUGGCGGCCGAAAAGGGGACCGUGGCGCUUUCGACAAUCGCGGCCACCGACAGCACGAAGGUUGGGGAACACGUGGUCCAAACAAUCGCAGCCCAGGAGCUUGACGAGCACGAAGGUCUCGACGAUGCGGCGCUCCGGGAGCACGAGGAAGUCACCAAGGUGAAAAACGUGGCCUUUCUCGAACUAGGACCCCACCAGAUGUCGACUUGGUACUUCUCGCCGUUGCCGAAAGAACUCUUGUCGGAGCGCGGGUUCAUCGAGGUUCUGUAUGUUUGUGAGUUCACACUUCGAAUGUUUUCGAGGAAGCAAGAGAUCCGGAGGUUCCAGGCGCGUUUGCCGGCACACCGGAGGCAUCCACCAGGAAACGAGAUAUAUCGCAAGGGUAACCUCAGCAUGUUCGAGGUCGACGGAUUCGAAGAACGCAUUUAUUGUCAGAACCUGUGCUACAUUGCAAAGCUAUUUCUGGACCACAAAACUCUAUACUUUGAUGUCGAUCCCUUUUUAUUUUACGUCCUCUGCGAGGUCGACGAACGGGGUUUCCACCCCGUCGGGUAUUACAGCAAGGAAAAAUAUAGCGAUGUGGGGUACAACCUAGCGUGCAUCCUAACGUUUCCUUCCCAUCAACGAAAGGGGUACGGACGGUUUCUGAUUGCCUUCUCGUACGAGCUAUCGAAAAAAGAGGAAAAGGUGGGUUCUCCCGAGAAACCCAUGUCGGAUCUAGGGCAGCAGGCCUACAAACCGUAUUGGGCGUCUACCAUCGUUGACUUUCUAUUGAACCAAUGCCCCAACGCCAACAGCAUGAGCAUCAUGGAUAUUUCGAAGAUGACGUCCAUCAUGGCCGAAGACAUUGUCUUCACACUAAAUCAACUAAGCAUUUUGAAAAUAAUCAACGGUGUGUAUUUCAUCGCCGCAGAAGAAGGCCUGCUGAGGACCCUUGCCAAGAAAUACCCAGUGAAAGAGCCAAGGGUUGAUCCGUCCAAGCUUCACUGGACUCCAUUCGUAAUGGAAGUGAAGCGCGACAAAUUUUCUAUCCAUAGCAAGAAACCAAGCGUGGAGGGUGAAGAAACAAGGGGAGCUGGUGGAUUUUAAACGUUUCAGACAAGUUCUGGAAUCGGAACGGAGGUAGGGACAGCUUUUUGAUAUCGGCUGAUCCUAUCGGCAGCAGUUCAUCGGCAGAAUAAUGGCGUUGUGGCUAG